Messenger RNA from Rhinolophus ferrumequinum (greater horseshoe bat), 2911 nucleotides. Its product is annotated as L-lactate dehydrogenase A chain-like. Bases 305 to 1267 code for a protein of 320 amino acids. Gene Ontology annotation, biological process: carboxylic acid metabolic process. Gene Ontology annotation, molecular function: L-lactate dehydrogenase (NAD+) activity. The record is from RefSeq and is a predicted model, not a curated record. NCBI's taxonomy places the organism in Eukaryota, Metazoa, Chordata, Mammalia, Chiroptera, Rhinolophidae. The transcript is spliced from 2 exons.
UUAGACCCCAGCGUCCCAGGAGGGACCUCCCCAGGGCUCCAAGACUCACAUCUGUCACCCGCCUUACCCAGGGGCUCAAACUGCACCUGCCCUGGGCCUCCCUGCACCCCACUUCUUCCCUUCCUGGAAUGGUGUCUGCCUUCCUUGAUCUGUGGUCUUGUCGGUUCCCAGUUUCUUCGAUCAAAAGUCCAGGGAGGUACCGGAGCUUCUGCCGCCAAGUCCGGAUCCGACUCUGCGCACCACAGACGCCCGCUCACCUGCCGUGCACUCCCCGGACUAGAUUCCUUUUGGUCCUAACUUCACUAUGGCAACUCUCAAGGAUCAGCUGACUGUGAAUCUUCUGGAGGAAGAACAAAGCCCCCAAAAUAAGAUUACAGUCGUUGGGGUUGGUGCUGUUGGCAUGGCCUGUGCCAUCAGUAUCCUAACGAAGGACUUGGCAGAUGAGCUUGCUCUUGCUGAUGUCACGGAAGACAAAUUGAAGGGAGAGACGAUGGCUCUCCAACAUGGCAGCCUUGUCCUUAGAACACCAAAGAUUGUCUCUGGCAAAGAUUGUCAUGUGACUGCAAACUCCACGCUGGUGAUUAUCACAGCUGGGCCACGUCAGCAAGAGGGAGAAAGCCGUCUUCAUUUGGUCCAGCGUCACGUGAACUUGUUUACAUUCAUCAUUCCUAAUGUCGUCAAAUACAGCCCCAACUGCAAAUUGCUUAUUGUUUCCAAUCCAGUGGACAUCUUGACCUAUGUGGCUUGGAAGAUUAGUGGCUUUCCCAAAAACCGUGUUAUUGGAAGUGGUUGCCAUCUGGAUUCAGCCCGGUUCCGUUAUCUCAUGGGGGAAAGGCUGGGAGUUCACCCAUCAAGCUGUCAGGGGUGGGUCCUUGGGGAGCAUGGAGACUCGAGUGUGUUUGUAUGGAGUGGAGUGAAUGUUGCUGGUGUCUCCCUGAAGUCUCUGUACCCUAAUUUAGGCACUGAUACUGAUAAGGAACAGUGGAAAGAAGUUCACACUUCGUUGGGGGAUCCAAAAAGAGCUGCAGUUUUAAAGUCUUCUAAUGUCGUGCCAUUUCACUGUCUAGGGUACAACAGGAUUUUAGUUGGAGGUUAUACAUAUUGUCCUUUUUAUCUGAUCUGUACUAAAGCAGUAAUAUUAUUGAGGCAGCCUAGGGAAAACAUCAAUUUCCUACAGUUAGCAGUAGGAAUGGUUCAUAAAACCCUGCGGCUACAUCCUGAUGCUGGAUGGCACUUACCUCGUCCUAACCUGGUUAGUGUGGAAUAGUUCCACCCGCUCAGAGGCACCAGCACUGCCAAUGGUGCACACGAUGCUACAGUUGCCCUUCAAUCUAGAUGUGUGUUUACUGUGUGUUACAUAACUCGGGUUCCUUUACCCUGUGUGCCUAAUCCAACUUUUUUUCCUCCAGUCCCACAGCUGGGGAUCCAAUGUAUAAAUCCAAAAUUGCAUGUUCUAAGGGAUCUUCUUUUAUGUACUAUAUGUGUCAGCGUAUACUGGAGACUAAUGUGAAAUGAAAACUCUACAUAUUAAUAAUGCAGCCAACUAUCCAAGUGUCAUACCAACAAAAACACCAAAUAAACCUUGAACAGUGAAAAAAAUAAAUAAAUAAGUCCAGGGAAGGAAACACAAACCAAAGCCCCAGUGAGAUAUCACUUCACACUCAUCAGGAUGAAUGUGGAAAGGAAUUGAAGGAAUCGGAACCCUGGUGCCCUGCUGGUGCGACUGCACAAUGGUGCAGCCACCGGAAGGUGACGUGGCAGCUCCUGAAAACCUGAGCCCAGAAUCACCACACAACUCAGCGAAGGAAUGGCCCACACUCAAAGAAAUGACAGCUGAACGUCUGUGCUCUCACGCCCACAGCAGCAGUAUUCAUGAUAGCCAGUGUCAUCACCAGUCUCCUCAAACGUGGGGACGGAAGCAGAUGAUCAGUGUCAGAGUGAUGCCACCUGGGAAGGACAGCCCGGCAGGGGUGGCUUUGAGGACAGAGAAAGGGGCCACAUGUCAAGGAAUGCGGGGCCUCUAGACACUGGAAAGACAAGGAAUGGACUCUCCCUUUAAGUCCCCAGGAAGGAACGCAGCCCUGCAGACACCUGGAUUUCAGCCCAGUGAGGACCAGUUUGGUCUCUGACCUCCAGAACCGUAAGAUAAUAAAGCAUGUUGUGAGCCAUCAUGCUUGUGCAAAUUUGUCACAGCAGAGCAAGGAGUCUCAUACGCCUGGCAUCCAACACUCUAUGGUCUCAGGAGGCCCUGCAGGGAAAAUAGCCUUGGUCAGGUUCCCUCCCCGGCCAGUUGCUGGCCCUGACCUGGAGACCUGCCGGUCCUAUAAGAUGCAACGCAGUGCAGGCGCCGUCCACCUUGCAGACAUACUGUAAAUAACCUUAUGUAAGCACCCUGGCUGUGAGCCACCUUUGUCUCUGUAUGGUAUAAAGGGGACUGGCCAUUUCAUGAGGAGGGCUGCUGAGACAGGACGGGGGCUGCUGGCUGCAUCCUGUGAUGGGACAGAUUGUGCCCAAUAAGCCUGAGUAAAGUAUGUCUGCCUUCGGUUCCAUGUAUCUUCUUCUAGCUCCCAGAGCCGUGGACCCCUUACCCACUCGGACACGUGGUGCAGUGGGCAGGGUCCUGGCCAGAUAAGAGAGCUGUUCGUCCAGGGACAAGAGAAUAUAUGGCCCCACACAGUGUGCGGUAUCCGUUGGCCACUGUUCUCAGGAGCUGGGCUCCCGUGGAGGGUGGUAAGAUAUGGAUGGUUCUCCGGCCCGCAUAGAAAAGGCCUGACAGGUUUUAACUGAGCAGUUGCUGGAACAGGCGAAAGUCGCUGCCAGCCAUGUGGGCUGGACGUUCCUCACUGCACUGCGUAGCUCCAAAGAGGACGUGCUCGCUGAAGCAGCCUGAAUGUGGGACCUGCAGUCUCAA